Molecule: messenger RNA, 663 nt
Organism: Zymoseptoria tritici IPO323
Lineage: Eukaryota; Fungi; Ascomycota; Dothideomycetes; Mycosphaerellales; Mycosphaerellaceae
Exons: 1
Coding region: 1-663 (220 amino acids)
Molecular function (GO): oxidoreductase activity
Source: RefSeq, a predicted model, not a curated record
AUGAGCUACCAGUCCACCGCCGGCAAACAAUUCAUUCAAGACGCGUACUGGCCCGAAGUGCGCCGCCUGAUCGAGACCACCCUUCCUUCCGCCGCCCGAGUCGUCCCGUGGCACUUCAGUGUGCGCAACGCCAUGCCAGGCUACCAUCCCGAUGAAGUCUUCUUCAUGAAAACGGGCGUCGCCCAGCCCCAAGCGAACCUCCACUCCGACAACGACCACGUCACCGCAGCGGCGCAUCUAGUCCGGAUCUUCGGCGAAGAGGCGGCUGCCGAGCUGCUCACCAAGUACAAGCGCUGGUGCAUGGUUAACACCUGGCGGCCGAUCGGCGAACCCGUGCAGUCCUGGCCACUAGUGAUUGUCGACCACAGCAAAGUGUCCAACUGGCAGUACGAGACGCACGUGACGAAGAUCCAUCGCAGUAACGACUCGUCGUACUACAAGAAGUAUGACAACUUUCUCAAGCACGAUCCGGAUUAUGUUUAUCGGUAUGUGAGUCGGCACGCGCCGGACGAGGUCAUCAUGUUCCGCGACUACGAUUCGAGGAAGGAUCGGUACAGAGGAACGCCGCAUGGGGCGUUUCAGGAUGAUCGGACGCCGGCGGAUGCGCCGCCUCGCAGGAGCAUCGAGGUGAGGUGUUUCGUGUUCUUCGAGGAGGAUAAUUGA